Molecule: messenger RNA, 1623 nt
Organism: Alosa sapidissima (American shad)
Lineage: Eukaryota; Metazoa; Chordata; Actinopteri; Clupeiformes; Clupeidae
Product: glypican-5-like
Exons: 6
Coding region: 1-702 (233 amino acids)
Biological process (GO): cell migration; positive regulation of canonical Wnt signaling pathway; regulation of protein localization to membrane
Cellular component (GO): extracellular region; plasma membrane; cell surface
Source: RefSeq, a predicted model, not a curated record
AUGCCAGUGCACAGGAUCUGUGGGCACCCCAACAGGGAUGAAGCCCAGGUGAGCAGCGUGCAGGUGGGUGGGAACGGCCGAGACUCCAUCCCCCUCCGAGCCUCGCCUCGAGACAUCGACAUCUCCCUGGCCAAUAGGAGGAAGGAGUUUAUAAAUGCCUUGCGCUCGCAUCGCACGUUCUACGGUGGUCUGGCGGACCAGCUCUGCAUGAACGAGCUCAGCUCAGGAGACGGCCUGGCCUGCUGGAAUGGAGCCGAUGUGGUCAAAAGCUAUACUCUGCGUGUGGUGGGCAAUGGGAUUAAGGCUCAGACGGUAAAUCCAGAAGUCAAAGUCAAAGGAUCGGACCCGGUCAUAAAUCAGAUCAUCGACAAACUGAAGCACAUCAAUCAGCUGUUACAAGGGAAGUCGAUCCCAAAGUUUGGGACUCUAGAUGAGAUUGAGACGGGCAGUGGUGACCGUGAGGGACAUUACAGCGGCGACUGUGACGACGAGGACGGCUGCUGGGGGUCAGGAAAUGGAGACGUGAAGAGGACAAUCCUGAGAAUCUCCAAACUGACGCCAGAGAAGACCAACAGUCACCGGCACCACCACACAAAUACGGUGGACGUUGAAAAUGGCGCUUCAGACGGCUCGAGAGCCGGAACUCAGGGGGUUUGUCUGGCCCUGAUUUGGACUUGUGCGCUGACACUGUUGUCAUGGUAAUGACACUCCAAGAGACUGCAACCCCGCCCCACAAUCCAACCCACCCAAACGUACAUACACACACACACACACACAUUCACACAAAUACAAAUCUGCUCGCUCACUCCUCCUCUCUCCAAAAGACUGAUCUUUUCUUUCCCUCUCCUUGGGAAAAUAAAUAUAUAAAUAAAUAAAAGGCGAGAGAAAGCGACACUUUGAUGGGCAGGCCGGAGGAAAAAAGGGGAAGCGUUCGUCAGCGGAGACUCCUCAAAGCUGCAAGUCUGUUUGAACACACUGAUGGUGUGGUGUUGAGAGGUUAUUAAAGACCAGCACAGAACGAGAAACAAUCCGGGUGGAUCGGAGUCCACAGAUCCAUGUUGCAAGGAUGUGUACAGAAGCAAGAAUCAAGAAUGAAGUCCUACAGGAAACACAGGCCCACUUUAUGAGUGCCAUCUGUACUGACAGACCAAUACCAAGAGGUCCUGGGUGAAAAACUGACAGUUUAAGUCACUGCCAGGAGCUAAACCAACGCUGUCUCUUUCUUCAAUGGAAGACUAUAGAUCUAUCAAUGAUUUAAAAAAAAAAAAAAACACUGACAGUAAUUUAAUCUUUUUUUUUUCAUUAAUAUAUUUGUAAGCUUAGUUGUAAAUGGUAAUAUUUACAGACAUAAUUCUGGGUCUGCAUUUCAUUGGCUCUAUUGCUUGAUGUCAUAGUCUGCUUUUUGAAUAUUCCCUGGUACUAUGUACCUAUUUUAGUUUUACAUAUUGCAAUGCAGAACUGUAAAGAUGUAAAGUUUCCUUUGUUUUUUUUACAGAUUGUGUUCAUUUUCCCUCCAUAUGAUCGCGUAAAACGCACCUUAACAAAAUGUAUUAAUAUACUGUGUUAAUAAACUGUAUAUUUAUACCGUGUGUAUAGAGUACAGCAAUAAAGAUUUUCCCAUUA